This is a messenger RNA of Onychostoma macrolepis, 2697 nucleotides long. RefSeq names its product epithelial stromal interaction 1 (gene epsti1). The record is from RefSeq and is a predicted model, not a curated record. NCBI's taxonomy places the organism in Eukaryota, Metazoa, Chordata, Actinopteri, Cypriniformes, Cyprinidae. Bases 8 to 1114 code for a protein of 368 amino acids. The transcript is spliced from 11 exons.
AACUAGCAUGGAUCGAUCUACACAUCUAAAUCGUUAUUCCAGAGGAAGCCGGGCAUAUAGAGGAAAUGAAAUAGAGCAAAGGAGCAAUAUGACGGACAGCGAGCAAACGAAUGAAAAUUAUUGUGAGAAUAACUCGCCUAGUACUUCAAACCCUCAGAAUCAGCCAACACAUGCUGAUGGAUUCACCAAGAUACCACCAAAUGAAUCAAGACGGAGCAAACUGCAGAGGAUUGCACAGAAAGAAGAGGAGGAUCUGAGGAGAUUGAAAGAGGAGAACCGCCCUGGUCCCAUUCAGCUGGCUCCAGAGAGACUAGGUGGAGCAGUAUCACUGACAGAAGUCAGACAAAGACAGCAGGAUGAAUACUGCCAGUCAAAGCUGAGAAAAAAGCUUCAAAAAGAGGAAAUGGAUAAAAAGAAGAGACAGGCAGAGGAGGAGGAGAAUGAGAAAAUGAAGGCCUUACAGCGAGAGAAGGCCACUAAACUAGAAAUGAGGAAAAAGCAAGAAGACGAACAGAGAAAGAAGUUGUACCAACACGACAAGCAAAUGAAAACCGAGGAGUUUCUUCACAGAAUUGAGAGGUCCAGCAGUAGUGUUUCUAUGGCAGCAAGCAAUUCCGUACCAGCAUCAUCCUGGACUAAAAGUCAUGAGUACAGGGAAGCCAGAAAAGAGGAGGAGAACGCUGACCUGCUUAAGAAGAAAGAGGAGCAGAGGAUAAAGACAGAAAUUUUGGAGGAAAAACAAAAACAACAGGAGGAGGACAGGAAGAGACGGACUGAAGCUGACCAUCGGCGGGUGAACAUGGCCUUCCUAGGCCGUCUGGAGGUGGGUAGUUCAGGAAGGGUGCCUGAACCUGUGACCCAAACCCCUGAAAGCACUAAUGUCUGGCUGGAUGAUGAUGAUGACGAUGAUGAACCGCAGGAUACAGCCUUAUCCACAGUACCCAACCCAUCACAGCUCCACACAGACUGUGAAGAGGAGGAUGAUUGUGGCCAUAUGUGGACCCUGAUGAAACUCCAGAAUAGGUUUCCAUACUAUGAGCUCAAUAUGCUGGAAGAGAUCGUCAAACAGUGCAAUGGCAAUUACCAGCAAGCAUAUGAGCUGCUUAAUGUUUAAAUACUUUCUCCUCAGUGAUAGAUUAAUCCUAAUGUUGUUUUGUGAGUAAAUAAUAAUUUUUGGGUGAACUACCCCUUUUCUUAAUGAAGGUGGCGGGCUUAAACCAAACCAUCUAGUGUCCUUUGAACUGAAACAAAAAAUUAUUUUUUAGUUUGUGCAGUUAUUUUUGCUCUGACACUAAAUGGAUUGACACUUAGUCACAGAGAAAAGAAAUCAAAACAAUAAAUCAAGAUUUGAGUCUGCUGUGGGAACAUUUAUGGAUCCUAUGAGUACAAUUCACAGGCUAAAUGAUGUGCGUUCACUAAAUUCAAAGGCUAAUUUAUAAUGAGGUAAAGGACUGAACUCAUCCACCACAGGGAUGGACAGUGAAAAACCAAACCAUCAUACAGUUCAUUAGCUUCCUGAAUGCUGUAUAGGUUUCUCCUAAAACUGCAUUAAUUUAAAAAAGCGGCCUCUAUGUAUGUGAAAUAGAGUGCAACAGACGGGUUCCUGAAGUAAAAAUCCCAUCCAUUUUCUCCAUUGGGGAAUUGUUUUUUAUAUUUCAACGAUAACUUAUAAACCAUUAAAGAGAGUCCUACUGUGAGCUACGAGGUUGUUAAUCAGUGGCAAUGGCAUGUGCUUUUGUUGAUGCUAUUAGUUUUAUUAUUUAAAAUUUCUAUUUAAAAUAAUUGUUUAACUGCAUAAUUCCUGUUGAAAAAGAGAGAAUCGCGGCAAGCGAAUCAAGAUUAAAAGAACUCUUCAGCACUCCCAUGAAGCACGGCCGAUGAUAUAUUUGUAACCUACUCACAUAUUUGUGUAUAUAUUUAUACAUAUCUUCAAUAAACAUCAAAUAUUUUAUAUAUAUAUAUAUAUAUAUAUAUAUAUAUUAAAACAUCUUUAAAUUAAUAGUUUUUUAUUUCUCCUUCAUUUUAUUUUAUAUCACUCACGAUGCUUCAUGAGAUUGUAGCUCUUUCCCGUGUUAAACCCGUUAAAUACACAGUCUUACCUUUUUUUUUGUAAUGUGAUCCACCUCUUAGCUGGAUGGUUUGAUUCAUGGCUUAAAUUUUCUUAAUAAAGACUUUUUUAAAAUUCGUAUGGGAAAAUGAGUGGGAAAAAUACUUCUGGAACAAAUGCGGCAAGUGGGCAGGCACAGUUGCACUCUAUUCAGCAGAUUUAAUCCUGGAGUAAUAGAAGAGACAUUUCAUUUGAAGGUGUCCACAUGUAGAAAAAAAUAAAUAAAUUAAGUUCCUGGAUUUGUGUUGAUGUGUUUAGAAAAUUGCCUAAACUACCACAAAGUUAAAUUCAGCAUAUUCAUUGAUAAAGUCAUUUUACAAAUAUGUAUAAGAGAGACACAAAUGGCACCAAUUUUGGCGAUGAUGGAGAAAGAGCUGGUGUUUUUGACUCAAGGAGUCAAGGAGUUCAGGUUCAAGUGUGGCCAAAACACUGCUUAGUGAACAAAAUAAUGCGGUUGAUUCUGUGUGAAUCGCAAUAAUGUAGCUACCUUGUGUUUUUGUUGAACUGCGAUCAAUCGUGUUCCUGCACAGGAAAAGUUUCUCAUGUAAAUGUGUUCGCUGCAUUAAACAUGCCGUUUCCUGUGACAGCUU